Iphiclides podalirius (scarce swallowtail) is the source of this 273-nucleotide messenger RNA. The record is from the annotation of a GenBank genome assembly. NCBI's taxonomy places the organism in Eukaryota, Metazoa, Arthropoda, Insecta, Lepidoptera, Papilionidae.
AUGGCCGCCGCGACGGGUGACGCAAAGCUGCGUGUGGCGGCGUGCAACGGCACGGGCAGCAGCGGCGUAGCGCCGACGGGUGUGACGAGGGUGUUCUGCGUGGUGUGCGGGUGCGGGUGCGGGUGCGGGUGUGGGUGGGCAGCGGCGCGCGUCGCUGCGCCGGCCAGUCGUCGGCGCGCCCCCGGCCGAGCGCCCGCCGGCACCGCGCCGCAGCCGAGCGAGUGCGCCCGGCCCCGCCCGCGGCACUCGCCCGCCCGCGCGCCGCCCGCCCCG